Molecule: messenger RNA, 1260 nt
Organism: Bombus terrestris (buff-tailed bumblebee)
Lineage: Eukaryota; Metazoa; Arthropoda; Insecta; Hymenoptera; Apidae
Exons: 1
Coding region: 1-1260 (419 amino acids)
Source: RefSeq, a predicted model, not a curated record
AUGUAUCGACAGAUACCAAUACGCCCAGAAGAUAGGAAAUAUCAACAAAUUCUGUGGCGCAAUUCCAACGGUGAAAUUGACGCCUAUCAACUUAAUACCGUGACGUUUGGGUUAUCAGCCGCUCCAUACUUGGCCCUACGGUGUCUCAAACAAUUGGCAGACGACGAGGGACACCAAUUCCCACGAGCGUCAUUGGUAUUACGGCACGAUUUCUACGUAGACGACGCCCUUACCGGAGCUGAUACGAAGGAAGAGGUACUGUCGAUCAGAAAGGAGCUCACCGACCUUCUGCAAUCAGCCGGCUUCAACAUUAGAGGAUGGGCUUCAAACGAUCCGGACAUACUGAGGGGGCUAUCCGAACAAGACAAAUGCAGGAAGUUACAAUUGGGUGAUUCUCAGACUCUAAAAACCCUCGGGGUUUUUUGGGAUUCCCAGGUUGACGCAAUCCUUUAUUCGGUCAAUACCCUAGCUGAUCUCCCACGGCUUACAAAGCGAUCAAUACGUUCUGUGAUAGCCAGAAUAUAUGAUCCAUUAGGAUUGCUCGCGCCAGUGAUCAUUCGAGCAAAAAUUAUUUUGCAACGUGUCUGGUCAUUAAAAAUCAACUGGGAUGAAUCACUUCCCGCAGAUCUGCAUUCGGAAUUGAGCCGGUAUUACACCCAAUUAGCGUUAAUAAACAACGUUCGGUUUCCACGCAAAACAGUAAUACCAGCAGCGACUAGGAUGGAACUCCACGAUUUUUGCGAUGCCAGCGAGAAGGCUUACGGAGCCUGCGUCUAUAUCCGCACCAUUAGUUCCGAUGGCACAAUCCAAUCCCAUCUACUCACCGCGAAGUCAAAGGUCGCUCCGCUCAAAAUACAGUCUAUCCCACGACUCGAACUGAGCGGAGCACUACGUCUGGCUACCUUGAUCGCAUUAGUCCAGAAGGCUAUAACGAUCAAGAUUUCUCGAAUCGUAUAUUGGACUGAUUCCACCAUCGUGCUGCAGUGGAUCAAGUCCUCGCCGCAUAUGUUAAAGACAUUUGUGGCGAACCGAGUAGCCGAGAUACAAACCAAGACCAACCUCUCCGACUGGAGCCAUGUACCUACCGCCGACAAUCCAGCGGACCUCAUCUCACGAGGUCAGACGCCCAAGGAGUUCCUGCGCCCGUCCAUUUGGAAAAAUGGACUAGAGUGGCUCCAGCAAAACGAAGAACAUUGGCCGACAUGGAACCCAACUCCGUUGGGCGAAGUCCCUGAGCAAAAGAGGUCACCUUCCUGGUAG